AAUCAGUCUUCAGUGCCGAAAUGAACUUUACGUUUGGUUAAGAGUGAAUAAGGACGUUUCCAAAUUUAACCUGCGCAGUGAGAACAGAGCCCUAAACGUUACUACGGAAAUAGGGAGUUGUGAGGGAUAAUUUCCAUUUAGACAGAAUUCUUAUCCUUUAAAAUACAUACUUUAUCCUUGUUCAUCUAAAACGCAUUACUGAAACCCUUCAUAUCUUAAGAGUUCUCUGAUGCAGACCAAUGCCGUCAUUUGAAGUUCGGUCCUGAAGGAGCUUUUGACGGGAAACGUCUCAAAAACCAUGUGAUCCGCAUCGUUGAAGUUAUGGUACAGGAGUUCUGCGAAACUAUGUGUUAUAUGGAACCCAACUGUGUCAGCAUCAAUUUUGAAAAACAAGCGGGUGGAAACGGAAAAUACAAAUGUGAAUUAAAUAAUGUCACACACGAAGGUUACGAAAGCGAUUGGGUUAAGGAGAAAAACUUCUUCUACCAUGCAUCUGAGAGUGCUUGUGUUGAAAAUCCUUGCAUGAACAACGCCAUUUGUCAAAGUGGUUUUACCGAUAAAGGAUACCGCUGUCUGUGUCCUGCUGGAUUCAAGGGUGCGAGGUGCGAAGCAGAUAUUGACGAGUGCAGUGAGGCUACACACAAUUGUAAGCCCACUCACGAGUGCCAAAAUAGCAAGGGAUCUUACCAAUGCAUUUGUCGCCCAGGAUAUUAUGGAGAGGAUUGCCAUAUACCAGCUAUGACUUGUAAAGAGGCGUACGACAGGAACACGUCGAUUUUAAGUGGAAUGGUUACACUACACCUUGACUCAAAACCAUUUGUUGUUUAUUGUCACAUGGGAAAUUUUGGAUGUGGCGAUGGGGGAUGGACAACUGUCAUGAAGAUUGACGGACACAAGAGAACAUUUCAUUUUGACUCGGCGUAUUGGAGCAACAAAAUCGAAUACAUGCCAUCUGGAGGGGGCACUGGGUUUGAUUCACACGAGACAAAGUUAUCAACCUACUGGAACACAUCCUUCUCCAGAAUCUGUCUCGGUAUGAAAAUCAACCAAAAAAUCAACUUCAUUGUCAUUAACAAGCAGGCCGACUCUCUGAACUCAUUGAUCGCUGAUGGGCAACACCGCUCAACUUCAUUGGGUAGAAACACGUGGAAAACACUCAUUGGCUCGCAAGCAUCUUUACAGCUCAACUGCAACGAGGAAGGGUUUAACUCAAUGACCCAACCUGCGAGAUCAAAAGCUAGACUUGGCAUCUUGGGAAAUAACGAACCCAAUUGUGGCAGCCCUGAUUCCAGGAUCGGUUUUGGUUUGGCGGGAAGCCCUGAUGACUCUAACACAUGUGGAAAUGAAGCUGGACCAUGGCAGCCAGAUAACGGGAGCAAAAAAAUUAAAGCCAUGGGAUAUAUUUUAGUGCAGUAAAAAAAGGCAACAAAUCUGAUGUAAGAAGAGAGGAAAAUAAUCAUUUCAUCAUGAUAUUUAUUGCCUUAUAAUUAAGACUAAGUUUGUUUUAUGCUUCCCAAGACUAAAUAUCUUAAUAUAAGAUUAGUAUUUGUUAAAAUACUCGAGGCGCGAGAGAAUUACAGAAGGCAAUUUCAGUCCAUUUUUUAGCAAGUUUUAGGAUAUUUCUAUGCAAUCCAAAUGAAACAUGGAAAUAAACGCCUGCCCUGUUAAAGCACAUAUCAAAAAAAAAAAAUCAAUCAAUAGAGCGAAUUCCACCAAAUUUUUAGUCGUGUGCAGGUGCGCAUAAUUGCACUGACAUCCUAGAGAUAAUAUAGAUCAAGUGUCGUAAAAUUAACAUAGAACUAAACACGACAGGAAACAAGAGGAAAGGAAAUUAUCAAUUGUCCUCGUUACCUUGUACUAAGUGUGCUUAUAAAAUGUUGCCCACACGUUUAAUUAGUUAAGUUUUCGACAAUGAUAAAACACUGGAUCAAUACUGAAACGCUGCUUCAAGACAUUGACAGGAAUAUUUAACCUAUUAAUCACAACUGGCUGAAAAAUAAGUUAUCUUAAUUCAAUUCCUUUUACUAGCAAACAAGAAAAGGAAAUCAACAAGAAAAAACAACUAAAUUACAUUGCUGAAUCUAAUUUGAGAGUCUCAGAACGAGAAGCUGAUUUUAAAGGUUCGUGUAAUUGAAUGAUUGAUAUCAUCUGGCAUAUAGGUAAAACAGCUUUUACGUGUUGAUUAUAGUAGAAAGUCAGAAAGUCUUAAGCACUCUAAACAACAAACGUGUCUAGUUACAAUGAUAAGGUUGAGAUCGGGCGGCAGCA
Molecule: messenger RNA, 2268 nt
Organism: Stylophora pistillata
Lineage: Eukaryota; Metazoa; Cnidaria; Anthozoa; Scleractinia; Pocilloporidae
Molecular function (GO): calcium ion binding
Source: RefSeq, a predicted model, not a curated record